Molecule: messenger RNA, 3540 nt
Organism: Closterium sp. Naga37s-1
Lineage: Eukaryota; Viridiplantae; Streptophyta; Zygnematophyceae; Desmidiales; Closteriaceae
Source: the annotation of a GenBank genome assembly
AUGCUGUGUGCUCAAGUCACAACUGGUGCUGACCGUCUCCUCCCCAUCCCCAUUUCAUGCCCCUCACCCCCACUACCAUGCCGCUCGUGCCCAUCCCGAUGCCCCUCACCCUGUCGCAGCCCCUUCCGCAAGGCCCGUCGCAAACCAGCAGUAGCCCCACCUCCCUCGCCCCCACCACCCUCACUGGAUCUGGCGCUGAUAACCGCCUACCAGCUGCUAUGCAAGGCCUACGUGCGGGUGAGUGAGAGGGGCAAGCGUGCGGGUGAGAGGGGUGUGUGGGCAGGUGACGCCAUGAGGCGUUGGGAAUGCAUGUGUGCUGUCUCGCCCCCACCACCCUCACUGGAUCUGGCGCUGAUAACCGCCUACCAGCUGCUAUGCAAGGUCUACGUGCGGCUACUGGCUGCGUUUGACUUAGACAGCAAGCUGCCGCACCACCCCUCUCCCUUCAACUCCGACCGCGCCAGGUGCGUCUUCAACUCCGACCGCCAGGUGCGUCUUCAACUCCGACCGCCAGGUGCGUCUUCAACUCCGACCGCCAGGUGCGUCUUCAACUCCGACCGCCAGGUGCGUCUUCAACUCCGACCGCCAGGUGCGUCUUCAACUCCGACCGCCAGGUGCGUCUUCAACUCCGACCGCCAGGUGCGUCUUCAACUCCGACCGCCAGGUGCGUCUUCAACUCCGACCGCCAGGUGCGUCUUCAACUCCGACCGCCAGGUGCGUCUUCAACUCCGACCGCCAGGUGCGUCUUCAACUCCGACCGCCAGGUGCGUCUUCAACUCCGACCGCCAGGUGCGUCUUCAACUCCGACCGCCAGGUGCGUCUUCAACUCCGACCGCCAGGUGCGUCUUCAACUCCGACCGCCAGGUGCGUCUUCAACUCCGACCGCCAGGUGCGUCUUCAACUCCGACCGCCAGGUGCGUCUUCAACUCCGACCGCCAGGUGCGUCUUCAACUCCGACCGCCAGGUGCGUCUUCAACUCCGACCGCCAGGUGCGUCUUCAACUCCGACCGCCAGGUGCGUCUUCAACUCCGACCGCCAGGUGCGUCUUCAACUCCGACCGCCAGGUGCGUCUUCAACUCCGACCGCCAGGUGCGUCUUCAACUCCGACCGCCAGGUGCGUCUUCAACUCCGACCGCCAGGUGCGUCUUCAACUCCGACCCGCCAGGUGCGUCUUCAACUCCGACCGCCAGGUGCGUCUUCAACUCCGACCGCCAGGUGCGUCUUCAACUCCGACCGCCAGGUGCGUCUUCAACUCCGACCGCCAGGUGCGUCUUCAACUCCGACCGCCAGGUGCGUCUUCAACUCCGACCGCCAGGUGCGUCUUCAACUCCGACCGCCAGGUGCGUCUUCAACUCCGACCGCCAGGUGCGUCUUCAACUCCGACCGCCAGGUGCGUCUUCAACUCCGACCGCCAGGUGCGUCUUCAACUCCGACCGCCAGGUGCGUCUUCAACUCCGACCGCCAGGUGCGUCUUCAACUCCGACCGCCAGGUGCGUCUUCAACUCCGACCGCCAGGUGCGUCUUCAACUCCGACCGCCAGGUGCGUCUUCAACUCCGACCGCCAGGUGCGUCUUCAACUCCGACCGCCAGGUGCGUCUUCAACUCCGACCGCCAGGUGCGUCUUCAACUCCGACCGCCAGGUGCGUCUUCAACUCCGACCGCCAGGUGCGUCUUCAACUCCGACCGCCAGGUGCGUCUUCAACUCCGACCGCCAGGUGCGUCUUCAACUCCGACCGCCAGGUGCGUCUUCAACUCCGACCGCCAGGUGCGUCUUCAACUCCGACCGCCAGGUGCGUCUUCAACUCCGACCGCCAGGUGCGUCUUCAACUCCGACCGCCAGGUGCGUCUUCAACUCCGACCGCCAGGUGCGUCUUCAACUCCGACCGCCAGGUGCGUCUUCAACUCCGACCGCCAGGUGCGUCUUCAACUCCGACCGCCAGGUGCGUCUUCAACUCCGACCGCCAGGUGCGUCUUCAACUCCGACCGCCAGGUGCGUCUUCAACUCCGACCGCCAGGUGCGUCUUCAACUCCGACCGCCAGGUGCGUCUUCAACUCCGACCGCCAGGUGCGUCUUCAACUCCGACCGCCAGGUGCGUCUUCAACUCCGACCGCCAGGUGCGUCUUCAACUCCGACCGCCAGUGACCUCCCCUGCGCCCGCCCACCAGCACUACAAGAAGCGCUAUGCACGCCCCUCCCCCUCACACCCCUCCUUGUACGCCCGCCCACCAGCGCUACCAGCAGCGCUAUGCGGUGCUCAAGAGGGUGCAGCUGCCCGAGCCACUCUCCUACGCCGCCUUCCAACGUGCUGUCUCCCCGGCCGGCCUCUCCGUGCGUCCUCCUUACCCCUACUGCCCUCUCCCCCUCUCCCCCUCUCCCCCUCUCCCCCUCUCCCCCUCUCCCCCUCUCCUCCUCUCCCCCUGUCCCCCUCUCCCCCUGUCCAUCCUCCCUGUUGGCCUUCCCAUGUUGCCCACCCAUGCCUCACCUCUCCGUCUCCCCUGCUGACCUCUCUAUGCGUUCCUAUCCUCUUUGCCCUCCCCGUGCCCCCUCCAUGCCCCAUGUGCCCACCUGCCCUCCCCAUUCCCGCACCUGCGCUCCCAAUUUGGUCUCUCCCCGGCCUCCUCUCACUCGUUUCUUGCGUUCACUCUGCACCUUCCACUCUCCACUCCCCGCUUGCCCUUACCAUUUUCCUGCUGUCCCGCCCUCCUGCCCUUUCCCCCGCCCUCCCAUUCCCCCAUCUAUCCUCCCCAUUCCCCCACAUAUCCUCCCCAUGCCCCCACAUGCCCUCCCCAUGCCCCCACAUGCCCUCCCCAUGCCCCCACCUGCCCUCCCAUUCCCCCAUCUACCCUCCCCAUCUCCCCAAGUAUCCUCUCCAUGCCCCCACCUGCCGUCCCCAUUGCCCCACCUGCCGUCCCCAUUGCCGCCCUCCCCAUUGCCCCACCUGUCCUCUCCAUUCCCCCACCUGUCCUCCGCACACCCCCACCUGCCCUCUCCACACCCCCACCUGCCCUUCCCAUUCCCCCACCUGCACUGCACUCCGCUUGGCCCCGCCUGCCCUCUGCAUGCUGUGUGCUCUCUCCCGCCCUCCUCCCUCUCGUCCCUUGCGUCCUUCCGUACCAGAGCUCUACCAGAUGUCGCUCGACUUCUUCCGCACCACGGCCACCAACCUGCCCACCAUCCAUGCGCUCGCAGCCACAGCCGCACCUGGAGGCACAGCAGGGGCGAGCGAGGCGGUGGAAGGGGAGGUGCAGCAGCUGGAGCGCGUGUGUGCGAGCAAUGCCACGGCGCUGUUUGUGGCGCACAGAGCGGGGGCAGGGUCGUGCUGCCGCCUCUGCAUGUGUGAGCACGUGUGUGCGGGCAAUGCUGCAGCAGGGGCGAGCGAGGCGGUGGAGGGGGAGGUGCAGCAGCUGGAGCGCGUGUGUGCGAGCAAUUCCACGGCGCUGUUUGUGGCGCACAUUGCGGGUGCAGGGUCGGUGCUCAAGGCGUCUUUUGAUUUCACCGCACAUCCUUUCUUCCCCGUGGUCACCCUCAAGCGUGCUUAG